AUGGGAGAAGAAUCCAGUUUUUCAGUUGUUGCACCACCCGUCUUCGAUGGAGACAAUUAUCAAAUGUGGGCAGUUCAUAUGAAGACUUAUCUGGAGGCUUUGGAUCUUUGGGAAGCAAUAGAAGAGGAUUACGAGAUCUUCAUGCAAAUAAUGUCCCUCGAAACAGCAAAGGAAAUUUGGGAUUACCUCAAGGUUGAAUAUGAAGGAGAUGAGAGGAUUCGUGAAAUGAAAGUCCUGAAUUUGAUUAGGGAUUUCGAGUUGCAGAAGAUGAAGAAGUCUGAGUCGGUAAAUGAGUACUCUGACAGACUUCUCAGCAUUGCCAACAAGGUGAGAUUGCUUGGUUCUGUGUUAAAUGAUUCCAAGAUUGUUGAAAAGUUGCUGGUCACCGUUCCAGAGAAGUUUGAAGCCACCAUUACUACUCUGGAGAAUACCAAAGACCUGUCAAUGAUUUCUCUUAAAGAGCUCUUGAAUGUUUUACAAGCACAAGAGCAAAGGAGGUCUAUGAGGCAAGAAGAGGUGAUUGAAGGUGCCUUACCUGUUAAGCAUCAAGACAACAGCAAGUAUAACAAGAAAAAUUUCAAAAACCAAUCGACGAAUGGAGAUUCAUCUGUCAAUUAUCAGAAGACGAAAGGAGGAGGUUUCAUAAAAUUUUAUCCACCUUGCCACCAUUGUGAGAAGAAAGGUCUUCCACUGUACAAGUGUAUGAGAAGACCCGACGCCAAAUGCUCCAAAUGCAAUCAACUUGGACAUAAAGCUGUGAUCUACAAAGUCAAAGGUCGGGUGAAAGAAGUAGAUGCAUAG
Cucurbita pepo subsp. pepo (vegetable marrow) is the source of this 801-nucleotide messenger RNA. NCBI's taxonomy places the organism in Eukaryota, Viridiplantae, Streptophyta, Magnoliopsida, Cucurbitales, Cucurbitaceae. The record is from RefSeq and is a predicted model, not a curated record.